AUGUCCGGCGAUACACCAGCGUCAACAACAGGGCGUUAUUCUUCCAUCAACAGAAAGUUCUCUGGAUCAAUGAGUCCUGCAACAGGUCAUUCACAAGCGCGCUCGAACAAUACUCGCAAUCGAGUCCUUACAAGCAAGAUCAGUGCACCUCGUCCUAUCAACUUGCCAAGCCUACGUCGAGAAAAUGCAGCAUCAUCAGAAUGGUCACAGUCGUCGAAUACUUGUUCAACAACAUCCGUUAAUGGUGGUGUCAGUGCCAGUGGAUGGGGUUCACCUUCACCAGUAUCGUCACCUUAUUCUUCACCCCAAAAACUCGAUCAUGCCGACACUGCAGCCAAGACCGGAGAAUGGCAACAACAACAACAAAAUGAACAUCCACAACAACAACCAUCACCUGUGUUGAGCAAAACUUCUUCAUCUCAAGAAGCAUCUUCACCACCACAACAACCUCGUGCCUGGGGAUCACCAGCAAACACUGCAACAACGACUGCCACCACAGCUACUGCAAACAUCACAUCAUCCACCACAUCGGCUGAUUUCCCGACAGCUGCAGAAACAAUAUCAUCUCCUCCCACAUCCACAGUAGAAGCUGAUCAAAACAAGAAAUCUGAUAAGAAAGAUUCAUUGUCGUCAGUAUUAAGUGACCCUGAACAUUUGGAUUGGGACGAGCUUGUACGUCAAGAUCUUGAAGAGCAUCAUGAUGAAGAAAAGUCUGAAGAGAAUAGCCCAUCACCUAAUCCAGUGGAAAAUGAGACUACGGUGCUUCCUUCGGAUCGAUUUACCCAAGAUUAUGAUCGCAGCUAUCCACCUCAUAUACUUCAGGUGACUGAAGACCAGGAACGGCAUUACAAGGGCUACCGUGAGAAUUCACGACGUGAUGCGUAUAGCUGGAGGGAGGGAGGUGGUGGAGGAGGUGGUAGUGGAGGCAACAACAACAACAACAACAUGCGCAACCAUCGUGAUCGACGACCUUCAGGUGAUCGACUUUGGGGACGUAGCACCAGCAGAGAUCGUCAAUCGGAUCGUGGUCGUUCACAACAUCGAUAUGAGAGACGUCCUAGUUAUGAUAGGCGAUCAGGUGGCGGUGGUGGAUCAUCCGUCAACUUCCAUCCUACCAUUAUGCAACGUCCACGCCGUAUGUCCGAACACAGCGCACGUUCAGAUCGAUCAUCAACUCGAGAUGACCAUUCAGUUCAUGAACCAGCACCCUCUCUUGACAGCUUGCCUGAAACAUCAUCCACUUCACCUACGAUACCUAGACCAAAGGAGCUCACAGCUGCACAACGUGAAUACAUGCAUACCGCCGCUGAACGUGCAAAGAAACGACGUGAUGAAGAAGAAGCCGAACGUGAAGCCGCUCGUGAACGUGCACGCAAAAAGGCUGAAGCAUUAGCAGCUGCUAUGCAAAGCAAGGAAUCACCACCACCAAAGACACCAUCAUCUGAAGAAAAGGCAUCUGAAGAUAAGGCAGCAGAUAAUGAGGUUCCAAAAGAUGAAGAACAGCAGCAGCCAAUGAAGAAGGAAGAGGAGCCAAGCAAGGACAUCAAAGCGGAUGAGUCGAUAUCGAAUGAGAGCAAUGCAGUGGAUGAGAAGCCUGAGGUGACCAAGGAUAUCAAGGAUGAGGAAAGAGAGGAUUCCAAAUCUUCUAAGCCUGAUCAGCGGAAGGUUGAAGAGAAGUCUCAAAAGACAAAGGACUCUCGCAAGAAAUCCAAAAAGAAGGAAGACAAGGCUGAAGACACUGCAAACAAAGCUGACGACAACCGAUCUUCAACAUCCAACAAUGAACGUCAAAAGCGUAAAACAAAGAAACAAAAGGAUAACAAAGAACCCAAGAAGGAAGAUGUGGAUAAGAAUGAGGAUACUUUGAGGGAUUCGGAUGAGGAGGAGGUUAUGCAAUGGAACGAAUACGUUGAACGAGUGCGUGGCAACAAGGACAAUGAGACCUUCACCCCUACUUCAGGUGCAUCGGCAUGGAGUGCUUAUGCGGAUCGAUUGCAGGCUAAGGAUGAGGAACGGUGGAAUAAUCAAGUGGAGCAAUAUGCAGCUGAGAGGAACUUGGAUCCUGCUAUGUUCAAAGAUUUACGUCAAUUUGAUCGACUUGGACGACGAGAUCGGCCAUCAACGGGCGACAAAGCUGUGGAUGACAAUGAUAGUGCAAGUGUCACUGACAAGCGCAAGAAGGAUCGUAAGGACCGUAAGGAAAAGAAAUCUCGUCACAACGAUCGUCGUCGAUCUCGAGAUGAAGAACCGAAGCUUGAUAGCGAGGAGCAAUGGCCUUCACUUGGCGAUGAUAUCAAAGCAGAUGACAACACCAAAGUAGCCGAAGCAACAUCUACAUCCACCACAAAGGCCAAAACCAAGCGUGAAAGGAGAAAGGCCAAAGAUGCUAUGAAAAAGGAUGCCGAGAGAUCUACAAAUGAUGAUGAGAAGGAGAAGGAUGAGCAAACAUCAACAGCGACACCAGCACAUGAUAUUUCACAAGGAGACAAACAUGACAACAAAGCAGCUUCUUCUGUGACCAGUGAAACAGCUUCAUCACCUAAAGAAAAAGAGCCAGCUACUACUACAGCAACUCGUAUACCCAAUCAGUCAUCAUCCGAGCAUAUCGCUGUUACCACUGAAGAUGUCCAGGAAGAUUGGAACAGGGCACAACGUCGCCAAUUUUUGAUCAAGUCUGGUCAUCCUAUUUUCCCUACUCGUGUUGAAUAUGUUGCUACGUUGAAGCCACCUUAUUUGAAUUUCAUGACGACUAUGGAUGGGGUUGAUUCCAAUAUGCUUAUGGAUUUGAAUGAGCAGACAAGACAUUUAUUGAUCAAAUCGCCCCAUGAUGUACCUGAUGCUGCGGUUGAUGGUGUUAUGUUCACUGAGCAAGAUCGGCAACUGGGAUACCAAAUGCAAAUGCCAUUGGCGACUACAUUACCAAGCGGAGCAUCCAAUUAUCCUCCAUGCUUUAUAUACUCGACAAUGCCACCCUUUGCAAAUGGCACGUACAUGCAUACACCAAUGUAUGCCCCUCGACCCGAUGGCCAACAAGUAGCAGCAGCUUUCCCUUCUCCAACAACACAAUCGCAGCAGCAACAGCAGCAGCAGCAGCGACAACAACCAAUGAUGUAUUAUAUGCCUCAUCCACCACAGCACGUGUUUCCCCCAUGGCAAGGAAUGCCGCACGUUCAACAGCAACAACAAACACCACCACAACAACAAUUUAGUAACCAACGACGCCAUCGAUAG
Lichtheimia ornata is the source of this 3231-nucleotide messenger RNA. RefSeq lists its product as uncharacterized. NCBI's taxonomy places the organism in Eukaryota, Fungi, Mucoromycota, Mucoromycetes, Mucorales, Lichtheimiaceae. The record is from RefSeq and is a predicted model, not a curated record. The transcript has 8 exons. The coding region runs from base 1 to 3231 and encodes 1076 amino acids.